Molecule: messenger RNA, 1083 nt
Organism: Coffea eugenioides
Lineage: Eukaryota; Viridiplantae; Streptophyta; Magnoliopsida; Gentianales; Rubiaceae
Exons: 4
Coding region: 1-1083 (360 amino acids)
Source: RefSeq, a predicted model, not a curated record
AUGGCUGAAAACUCCCAACAUUUCGGUACAAGAGAGGAUACUUCAACUCGUCAUGUAAAUAAUGUGGGCAUUUUAUCAAUGCAAGAGCAGUUGGCAGAGUUAACUUCUAUGGUUCGUCAAAUGGCAAUGAAAAAUGUGCAACAAGUUAAGAAAUAUGAAAUUUGCAAAGAUGUUAGCCACCCUACCGAUGGGUGUCCAAUGCUACAAGAUGAUAGCAUGGAACAAGUAAAUAUGGUUGGACACACGCCCGUGCCCCAUAGACAAUACGAUUCUUACUCCAACACGUAUAAUCCAGUAUCAGUAGAGGAUAGAUGCAAGUAUACAAGAUCUAAAAAACUAGUAAGUCAAAUUGCCUCUGUGAUGAACAGCCUGAAGUUUCAAGGACUAGGAAAACUACCUUCUCAACCUAAGGUGAAUCUAAAGAACGUGAGUGCCAUAACCCUCAUAAGUGAAAAGAAAAUUGAAGGGCCAAAACCUAUAGUUCUGGAGGACAAAAGUGAAGAUCAAAUUGAAAAGGAGAAGGAGGAAGAGGGAUUCAUUAAAACAACUCCUGAGAGAUUGUGCGUCUACAAGAAGAAAUUGAGAGGUGAUGAAAGAAUUGUGAUGGAGGAAAAUGUAUCAGCAGUACAAAAGAAUCUUCCACCCAAGUGUGGAGAUCAGGAAACUGAUAUCAUAAUUCAAUUAGCUGAUCGUACAAAUGCAUAUCCUGUUGGGUUAGUUGAAGAUAUUCUGGUCCAAGUUAAUGAAUUAGUGUUUCCUAGGGAGUUUUAUAUUCUUGACAUGAAUGACAAACGCUCUCUUAAUUCAUCACCGGUUAUACUAGGGAGAUCCUUUCUGAGUACAUCUCGUAUAAAAAUUGAUGUUAAUGAGAGUACUUUGACGAUGGAAUUUGAUGGAGAAGUAGCUCAUUUUAACAUUUUUUAUGAAAUAAAAAAUCCUGUUAACUCUCAUUUUGUGCUUGCCAUUCAUGCUACUAAUCCCUCUGUGCAAAAAUUUUCUGAAUUUGAUUGUAGGGGUAAAUUCAAAAUUGUUACGAACAAGUAUCAUAGGAUGAAAGCAAUUUAUGAGGUGAAAAUGAGUUGA